Messenger RNA from Staurois parvus, 327 nucleotides. Lineage: Eukaryota; Metazoa; Chordata; Amphibia; Anura; Ranidae. The record is from the annotation of a GenBank genome assembly.
UCUCUUGAUUUUCAGUUUAACCUCUGCUCUUUAACUGCAUAUGGGGAGUGUGGUGUAAGAUUUUCAUGUUACCAAUCGUCUUUAGGUUUUUUGGAGUGCGGCAAGAAGUUUGACUCUUCCCGGGACAGAAAUAAGCCUUUCUGCUUCAUCAUUGGAAGAAAGGAGGUGAUCCGUGGCUGGGAGGAAGGCGUUUCACAGAUGAGUGUGGGGCAAAAGGCGCGUCUCAUCUGUAGCCCAGACUAUGCGUAUGGCCCCACAGGACACCCAGGCAUCAUUCCCGCUAACGCCACGCUCAUUUUUGAAGUGGAGCUGCUGCGAAUAGAGUGA